Messenger RNA from Exophiala mesophila, 1874 nucleotides. RefSeq lists its product as uncharacterized. The record is from RefSeq and is a predicted model, not a curated record. The coding region runs from base 293 to 1549 and encodes 418 amino acids. NCBI's taxonomy places the organism in Eukaryota, Fungi, Ascomycota, Eurotiomycetes, Chaetothyriales, Herpotrichiellaceae. Gene Ontology annotation, molecular function: phosphatidylinositol-4,5-bisphosphate 5-phosphatase activity. The transcript has a single exon. Gene Ontology annotation, biological process: phosphatidylinositol dephosphorylation.
CAGGCGGUUUCUGUCCCAGGUAUGCGAUUUUGGCCACAAAUGCUCGAAGUGCAGGGGAAUAAACAAGCAGGCAGGUCCUGCUCACUUGGCAUCUUCUGAAAUGCAGAUCUAACCGCAUCCGGAAACGAUGAUAGCAUUUCGAGUCUAACCAAACAUCCUCAACCUCUCUCAAGAUUGAUCAAGGACGAUUCAGCUAUCAAUGCCGGUCGAUCAUGGAGAAAGCAUCAUAAGUUACAGGGGCAUCAUUUACGAUCACUGUUGACCAGAACGCCAACACCCGACUUCGAGGAUCAUGGCGCUCACCCUGUAUUUGUUGACCUUCAAUUGUGCCCGAACCCUUGUCCAGCCACACGCCUUUGCUCCACACAUGUUCGAUGCUCUGGAGCCAGACACACGGUAUCCAGAUCUGCUCGUUCUGAAUCUCCAAGAGAUUGCGCCCAUAGCAUAUGGGUUCCUCGGCGGGUCGUUCUUGACGCCAUAUUUUGACUGCUUCAAAAAGGUGGUCAAGUUGGCGGCCAAAGACCAGAACUAUGUUCACAUUCUGUCGCAAAACCUAGGAAUGACUGGAAUCAUGGUCUUUGCCAGAGAAGAUGUGGCGGAUAACAUUAAUUGGACUCAAACUGCUGGCGUGGGCCUGGGCCUGGGCGCAAUGGGAGCGAAAGGUGCUGUGGGUGUUCGCCUAGGAUACCGCAUCGGAGACUCAGAAGAGGUCGAGCUCACUUUCGUGGCAGCCCACCUUGCAGCGAUGGAAGACGCGCUCGAGCGGAGGAAUUUUGAUUAUCAAAGCAUUGUUCAAGGAUUGGUCUUUGUACAGGACCAUCCGGCUGGAGAAGAUGAGAAUGCUCCGCUUCUUCAAGGCAAUGCGCAACCAAAGCCAUUAGAAAGUGGCAUUUAUUCCACCACAUCACAUCUUUUUCUCGCGGGCGAUCUCAACUACCGCACGUCACUCAUUCAACCGUCACCUCACGACGUCGAACAUAAAUUCCCUCAACCAGCAAAGGAAGAAGACGACCCGAGACAUUUUAUUCAUCUACUGGCGGAGGACCAGCUCACUCAGCAGGUCAAGGCUGGCAAAGCCUUGCACGGAUUGACAGAGGCGCCAAUUGGAUUUCCGCCGACAUACAAAUACCGCAACGUGGGUGACAAGGCUGUAACUCUGGAUGGAGAAGGAGAUUGGCAGUGGGCACGUCAUCGGUGGCCGAGCUGGUGCGACAGAAUAUUCUUCUGGAAAACAGAGCAUGUCAAAGUGGAGCCUGUCAGGUACACGUGUCUCCCACUGUUUGCAACCUCGGAUCACAGGCCCGUUGUGCUGCUUGCUACGGUGCCAUUGAGAUCGGUGAGUGGAGCGGGAGUGAGUGAUUCAGCAACAGCACCGUUCCCAAUUGACCCUCAGUGGAGGAGCAAGCGAGCAUUGGCCAGGAAGAAAGAGUUGGCGGUGGGACUUUUGGCAUACCUUAUACUGACUAAGGAGGGUGCUGCUCUUGCACUGGCAACGACCGUGGGUGUGGUGGGGGUAUGGAUUAUUACCCGAUCAAUAUUGGUGUUGUGACGCAGAUGCCAGGGCAAACGGCCACGCGAAAAUGGUUCCACCUACCAUGCGUACUCAUCGACAGCUUCCAGUAUCGCGUCUGCAAUGUGACAAGGUUGAUCUUCUGCAGGCCUGGCUUCUCUAUGGGAGUUGCAGGGGUUAGAGUCCGCAUAAGACCCGGUGAGCUUACCUCAUAACCAAAGAACAACUAGAAUCUUUUAAUUAGGCGGAUUUCAACAAUGUCGAUUUUCGGAAGGAAAAAAAUUGUUCUAGCCGGAAGCUUCAUUGGUCCUACCAGAGACGAGUUCAACGCUGGCAUGGCUGGGGCACCGAUAGCAAAUUCUUG